This is a messenger RNA of Penicillium verhagenii, 2634 nucleotides long. RefSeq lists its product as uncharacterized. The transcript is spliced from 2 exons. Bases 1 to 2634 code for a protein of 877 amino acids. Gene Ontology annotation, biological process: microtubule nucleation; mitotic cell cycle; meiotic cell cycle. Gene Ontology annotation, molecular function: gamma-tubulin binding; microtubule minus-end binding. Gene Ontology annotation, cellular component: centrosome; equatorial microtubule organizing center; spindle pole. The record is from RefSeq and is a predicted model, not a curated record. Lineage: Eukaryota; Fungi; Ascomycota; Eurotiomycetes; Eurotiales; Aspergillaceae.
AUGGCUCUUGCAGCCCUGGGAUCCCUGACAGAUAAGCUGAUCGCUGCUGUUGUCAAUCUCCCCGCACAUCAGAAUGAGUCUACACGCGCCUUGAAUCUGAAGCGCCGUGUUGAGGGAUCUUUACGUCCUAGCGGCCAUGGUCUCACUGAUCAGUUCGUGGUGGCCCGUCAGCUAGAAGGCUUACAAGAGAAAUUUCAAGUCGUCAAUCGAGACGACUUGGCUGAGGCCCUGCAGGAGCGCCUCGUCAAAUUAGAGGGCUAUCACAUUUCGUGGACACCAGAGAUCCUGAGCCUGUUCCUGCAAUUAUCCGAUCGCCCGGCUGCAUUGUCUAAACUGGACAAUCUUUCCAAGCCUACACAGGCACCGGCCGAGGAGACAUUGUCAUCGUCUGACCUGAAGGGCCUGGGUGGUGCUUUCAGCGAGGAAGAUCUAUGGGAGCAGGUGGACUUUGCUGCAGAUUCAUCAGAAGAUGAAUUGGCCUCAGUCUCUAGCGCAGAGUCACGUCCUCGAGCUCCGCCUCGUACCCCUAGUUUUUCGGAGCAAGAAUACGUCAUCCCGGACGAGAUCUUUGUUCCAGGGGAGGACAAAGACCUUAUCACCUCUAUAGAAAAAGUCCAGUUUUGGAAGCCAGAAGUUCAUCAACAAGUCACCCGAUGGAAUGGAAAUGCACCCCGAGUCAUUACUGAAUUACAGCUCGCAAGAGAAACAAUAUUUAUGCUGCAGGGCCUGCCAACCUCUAUCUUCUGGCGCCUCGACGACGGCAUUGCAGUGGAUCGCAGUUAUAAUCUUGCGCAUUCGUCUAGCCAGGCUCUGUCCUCACUUUUGCACUCGUUCACCGAAAUUGGUGCUCAGGUUGAUGUCGUGCGACGGUUUACCCACAUCUCCCAGACAAUCCCUUAUAUGCAGACUUUUAGCCGGGGACUUGAACACCGCCUGCUCGAGUUUGACACUUUAUUUGCUCAGACCCAAUGUCAAUAUCUCUCCCCUGGCUCCACUGUCAGUCUUCUCCAGUUAUUGGAUGAUGUUCGCCUGCGUUCUCACAAUCUGCUGGUCCUGGCCGAUCUUAUUGCUAGAUUGAGCCAGGAUCAUACACAACCGAUGCGCUGCCUCGACUUACUCUAUGAUUCUGUUUGCAUGCAAGAAGCUCUUGGCAAUGAUAAUGAAAUGAAAAUGCUCAGUGCCCUAUUCUUUUCAUGCUUCAAGACCUAUACUCGAUCCAUUCAGCUCUGGAUGGAAACUGGUCAAGUUGAUUCCCUGGACACUGCCUUUUUCGUCCGAGUGAAUCGAGAAAAUGGAGACUUGCGAACUUUGUGGCAUGAAUGGCAUUUGCUUGAGGUGGGCGUUCACCGACAGAAUAUCCCUCAAUUCCUAGAGCCUGCAGUCAACAAAGUCUUUACAACAGGAAAGAAUAUGGUCUUCUUGCGGCAUUUGAACGCGCUUCCAGAACAACCAGAUACAGAAACACCCGAGACGUUAUUUGACCAUACCGAUAUCCCAGAAUCAUCAUUUAUAUCCCUUCCAUUCUCUGCAAUAGUGGAGUCGGCAUUCGAUAAACUGGUCGAUGCCAACCACUCCGUCAGUGCUGGAAUACUGCGAGCCGAACUCGAUGAACAAUGCGGUCUAUGGAGCUCCCUCGAUGCCCUGGAGCAUGUAUACCUCGGCACGGACCUGAGUAUACUUGGGACGAUUGACAACAAGAUCUUUGAGUUGAUGGAUCGAGGUCGCGCAUGGGAUGACAAGUUCUUGCUCACUGAAGUGACGAGAUCAGCAUUCAGCCUGAAGCCUGGUAUUGAUGUGUCUAGACUUGUCGUGCGAUCGGAAAGAUCCUCACAUCAUGAUCAAAAUCGUUCGGUCCGCAUUCUUGAAUCGGUUUCCAUCGACUACGUUCUACCAUGGCCAAUUGCGAAUAUUAUCACUCAAGAUGCAAUUGAGUCAUACCAGUGCAUCGCCAGAUUUCUCAUGCAGAUCCGACGGGCAAAAUAUGCUUUAGUCAGACAACGUGUUCGAGAUGCUCGUAUCCUGAAUGGUGAUACCGCCCACACCCUUGUUCAUGGUCUCCAUCAUCACCUCUUAUGGUUCCUGGACGUCCUCUACUCCCAUCUUACAUAUUUUGUCAUAUCGACCGCAAAUCAAUCAUUACGGGCCACUCUUACCAACACCGAAGAUGUGGACGCCAUGAUUGCCGCUCACCAGUCUUAUAUGUCCUCCCUUGAAAACCAGUGUCUCCUCUCAGAAAACCUAUCUCCGAUCCACGAGGUCAUUAUCAGUAUCCUGGACAUGUGCAUUCAUUUCGCAGAUUUACAAGCUGCACAUGCAUAUGAGACGACCGCUUCGGAAGAUGGGAUGUCCGACUCACGCUUCAUUACGAGUAAAUCGCGGCGCAGUGUUGGAGCCGACAAUACAUUUGACAGCGAUUCGGACGAGGAUGAUGAAAACGAGCUUGAGCAUGAACAAACUUUGACAGUAUCUUUCAAAGACUUGCCUUUUGAUCUUCAGAUGCAGAACCUUAAGCAUCAAUUUGACCAUUUGGCUGGUUUUGUUGCGGAUGGCCUGAAGGGAAUUGCUCGCGCAGAUGGACUGCCCAGCUGGAAUAUUUUGGCGGAGCGCCUGGAGUGGAGGAAUCGUUUAGCUUAA